This is a messenger RNA of Oldenlandia corymbosa var. corymbosa, 979 nucleotides long. The record is from the annotation of a GenBank genome assembly. NCBI's taxonomy places the organism in Eukaryota, Viridiplantae, Streptophyta, Magnoliopsida, Gentianales, Rubiaceae.
GGGUUAUUAACUAAAGGCGAACUUGAGACCAGCCAUGUCCCUGAACGCCGCCUGUAGUUCGGCGGCUAAUAGUUCAUCCGUAGGCACCGCCGGCACAAAGGAGUUGGAGAUGAUUGUAGCCGGAGAACUUGUAGUUAAACUCACAAACCGUGAUCUACGAGAAGACGCGCUUCUCGAACUCUGUAAGAGGAAAGAAAUCUUCCCAGAUUUAGGGCCAUUGAUAUGGAACACUGCUGGAACUAUUGCAGCCCUCCUUCAGGAAAUCCUUUCAAUUUACCCGGAUUUGUCUCGUUCUCAAACCCUAACUCUUGCACGGUCAACUAGGGUUUGCAAUGCCGUAGCUCUUCUCCAAUGUGUGGCUUUACAUCCAGACACAAGGAUGCCGUUCUUAAGGGCUAAUAUUCCUUUAUAUCUCUACCCUUUUCUCAACAACAUGAACACCUCCACGCCUUUCGAAUACCUAAGGCUUGCGAGCCUCUCCCUCAUCGGAGCAUUGGUGAAGGAUGAUGAUACUGAAAUCAUUCGUUUCCUACUCGAUAACGAAAUUUUCCCCUUGUGUUUAGGUAGAAUGGAGAAUGGUGGUGGUGAAUUGUCAAAAGAAGUUGCUAUCUACAUUGUACAAAAGAUUUUGUCGACUGAUGUAGGGUUGGAUUAUGUAUGCGUGAACGCAGAGAGGCUUUUGUUCUUCAUCCGUGUCCUUGGAAGUGUGGUUGGUGAACUUGUUAAUGAAAGACCUUCUCUAAAGAUCUUAAAACGUAUCAUUGGGUGCUACCUUCGGUUAUCCGAUAACCCAAUGGCUUGUGAAGCUCUCCGAGUAGAUGGUCUCCCUGACGUUCUCAAAGAUGACACUUUUAAUGGUUGCCUCCGUGAAGAUCCGUCAACAAGAAAAUAUCUGCUCGAGUUGCUUUACAGAGUCCUAGGUCUUCCGGUUCCCUUGCAAAAUUGGGACAUGACACAGGUUCGAUCAUAUGCUCGUUAG